AUGAGACUCCAUUACUGUUCGCUCACCGUCGUCCUGCUCCCUUUCCUCCUCGCCUCAGCCACCGAUUUCGAUUUCUUCUACCAUGUCCAGAAGUGGCCCGGCUCGUUCUGCGACACGACGGGCGGCUGCUGCUUCCCCGGCAACGUGAAGCCGGCGGCGGACUUCGGCAUCCACGGCCUGUGGCCCAACUACGCCGCGUGCCGCCCCGCCGGCGAGACCAACAGGACCAGGUGCUGGCCGGACUUCUGCAACGCCACCAACACCUUCGCCCCGUCGCUGAUCAGCGACCUGAAGAGCGACAUGGACCGGAACUGGGGGACGCUGUCGUGCAGGAGCAACGACAGCACGGCCUUCUGGAGCCACGAGUGGAGCAGGCACGGCACCUGCUCCAACAUGGACCAGCACGCCUACUUCCUCGCGGCGCUCCGGUACAAGGCCCGCUUCAACCUCACCCGCAUCCUCCUCGACUCCGGGAUCGUGCCGUCGGAGGAGAGGACGUACUGCGUGGGCAGCAUCCGGGACGCCAUCGGGGAGGCGACGGGGUCGGCGCCCGGCAUCGAGUGCAACCGGAACGCCCGCAACGAGACGCAGCUGUACCAGGUGUACCAGUGCGUCGACCUCGCCGGCACCGGCCCCAUCCCCUGCCCGGCGGUGCCGAUGCAGGGCCGCUGCACCGACCAGGUCAAGUUCCCCGCGUUCUAG
This is a messenger RNA of Triticum aestivum (bread wheat), 702 nucleotides long. Its product is annotated as ribonuclease 1-like. The transcript is spliced from 3 exons. NCBI's taxonomy places the organism in Eukaryota, Viridiplantae, Streptophyta, Magnoliopsida, Poales, Poaceae. Gene Ontology annotation, molecular function: ribonuclease T2 activity; RNA binding. The record is from RefSeq and is a predicted model, not a curated record. Gene Ontology annotation, cellular component: extracellular region. Bases 1 to 702 code for a protein of 233 amino acids. Gene Ontology annotation, biological process: RNA catabolic process.